Messenger RNA from Coregonus sp. 'balchen', 3295 nucleotides. The record is from the annotation of a GenBank genome assembly. Lineage: Eukaryota; Metazoa; Chordata; Actinopteri; Salmoniformes; Salmonidae.
UUGCACAAUUCUAGUCAAAACCUGUAUGUGGGUGCCUUGAACGCAUAGAGGUCCUCUCUGUCUCUAUCUACUCUUCUACAAUGGUGUCUGGGAGGUUGUUGCUGUCCGUGGCAGUCCUCAUUCUCUGUGGGUGUCAGGGUGCACACAGUGGUAAUGUGCUGGUCUUUCCUGGGGAGUUCAGUCACUGGCUCAACAUGCGUGUGAUCCUGGAGAAACUAGUGGAGCGGAACCAUAGUGUCACAGUGCUGAUUUGCUCUGCCUCACCUUCUGUCAACUAUACCAAACCAGAGGGUUUCAGCUUCAAGGUGUAUAAUGUUCCUUUUGAGAGACAUGAUUUGGAGUCUCUCCAGGAGGACUUCCUAAACUUCUGGAUGUACGAGGCUCAGAACGCCUCAAUGUUGCAGGUGGGCCUGAAGAUCCGGGACGUGUUGGGGAGAAUGACAGCGCUACAACUCAACAUGUGUGAUGCCAUGUUUCACAAUGAAGAGCUUAUGCACACACUGAGACAGUGGGAGUUUGACGCAGUCCUUUCUGAUCCAAUGAUGCCAUGCAGUGACUUAAUGGCAGAUGCUCUAAAUGUACCUCUCAUUAUCUCGUUGAGGUUUUCAUUUGGCUUGGUUAUGGAGAGGCACUGUGGGCAGAUACCAGCACCCCCCUCUUUUGUUCCUACCCCCCCUUUGACGUACUCAGACCAAAUGAGUUUCUUUGAGCGGGUCCACAAUUUUGUUAUGUAUAUGAUGCAUUCUAGCCUGUUCUAUAUACACUGCCUAGUGACCAUGGAUAAGUACUACAGUGGGAUCAAGGGUAAGUUGAUCAGAAUUUGUCAAAAAGUUGGAAGGGUCCUUGCACCACAAGCUCAAUUUCAGGUUUGGUUUUUAUAAAGAUUGGAAUAUCUACAAGAAGAAUGUAAUAUCAUAACUUGGUUUAUCAAUCAAUUUUCAAUCAAUUUUAUUUUAUAUAGCCCUUCUUACAUCAGCUAAUAUCUCGAAGUGCUGUACAGAAACCCAGCCUAAAACCCCAAACAGCUAGUAAUGCAGGUGUAGAAGCACGGUGGCUAGGAAAAACUCCCUAGAAAGGCCAAAACCUAGGAAGAAACCUAGAGAGGAACCAGGCUAUGAGGGGUGGCCAGUCCUCUUCUGGCUGUGCCGGGUGGAGAUUAUAACAGAACCAUGCCAAGAUGUUCAAAAAUGUUCAUAAGUGACAAGCAUGGUCAAAUAAUAAUCAGGAAUAAAUCUCAGUUGGCUUUUCAUAGCCGAUCAUUAAGAGUUGAAAACAGUAGGUCUGGGACAGGUAGGGGUUCCAUAACCGUAGGCAGAACAGUUGAAACUGGAAUAGCAGCAAGGCCAGGCGGACUGGGGACAGCAAGGAGUCACCACGGCCGGUAGUCCCGACGUAUGGUCCUAGGGCUCAGGUCUCUCAGUUGGCUUUUCAUAGCCGAUCAUUAAGAGUUUAAAACAGCAGGUCUGGGACAGGUAGGGGUUUCGUAACCGCAGGCAGAACAGUUGAAACUGGUUUAUUCGUGUAUAUCUUUGAUUAAGUGGAUAAGCAAAAUCAAGUUAGGCACUCCUUUGACAGAGCUCUGACUGAAGCAGUGCUUUUCCCAUUGAUGUUAUAUAUAGGACUAGGCCUAUACUAAAGCUGUUCUGUGUGCAAAUCUGCAACAUGUUUGUUAAUGAAUGCUUAUUAUACACAAUGGCUUUUUUAGGACAAUAACUGUUAUAUUCUGAGAGAGAAUCCGCUGUAAAAGUUGUAACAAUAUAAUUACUGAUUAGUUUGUAUAGGUUUUGUGGACUACUUAUUUAGCAGUACUGCGUCUCUUUCAUAAUGCAUCUCGACAUUUAUCAGGAAGACCUACAACUUUAUGCGAGAUCUUGGGGAAGGCAGAUAUCUGGUUGAUACGGACCUACUGGGACUUUGAGUAUCCUCGACCUUUCCUUCCCAACUUUAAAUUUGUGGGAGGCCUUCACUGCAAACCUGCAAAGCCACUUUCAGAAGUAAGGCUUUUAAACACAAACAUAUCAACUGUCUUACAAGAUACUGAAACAAGUCAGUCUAUUGGGCUGAUAUCAUUGAAUCACAAUUAAGUAGAUUGUGUUGAAUUUCAGGCCAUGGAGGAGUUUGUGCAGAGUUCAGGAGAUGAUGGAAUCGUGGUGUUUUCACUGGGGUCCAUGAUCAAGAACCUAACUAAAGAGAGGGGAAACACCAUAGCCACUGCAUUGGGACAAAUACCACAGAAGGUUAGUCUGUUGCUUUUUUUAAAUAGCUUUGUUACAUUGUUAUAAGCAGAGGUGUCAUCGUCUCCCUGAUCCCGAUAUUUGAUCCAUUUGUACAAUUCAAACAUACAAGCUAGUUUACAGUUUUCCUUUACAUAUAAUUAUGUCAGAGAUAUUGAAUUUGGCCAUCAGGGCUCCUUCAAAAAACCAUAGCUUUUGGUUAUGAGUACCGUUUCAUUGCAGAUUCUCAUUCAUAUUCCUGUUUUCUCACCAUAGGUGCUGUGGAGAUACAGUGGGGAGAAACCAGAGACUCUUGCCCCCAACACAAGAGUUUAUGACUGGAUUCCACAAAAUGAUUUACUUGGUGAUAUGUCUUUCUUUAUAACGGUCAUAAACAUAUAAACAGUCCUUGCGUACAACAGUGUUCAACAACCCUACUUCCUCUCAUUGUGUUGUAUCAAAAAGGUCAUCCAAAGACCAAAGCCUUCGUCACCCACGGUGGGACUAAUGGACUAUAUGAAUCCAUUUACCAUGGAGUCCCAAUGGUGGGCAUCCCUCUGUUCGCUGACCAGCCAGAUAAUAUCAGCCACAUGAAAAACAAGGGAGCUGCUGUAAUGGUGGACUUCAACAAGAUGACAUCCAAAGACCUUGUGGAUGGCCUCAACAGUGUGAUCAAUGAUCCAUCGUAAGACACAAAUAUACAACUGGUUUCCUCACUAACUAGUUUCCUCACACCAACCUUUUGGGCAACUGUUGAAAAUGUGCAGUGAAAUAACUGUCUCUAUUCCCCUUUCACCAGGUAUAAAGAAAGCAUGAUGAGGCUGUCAAGAAUCCACCACGACCAACCAAUGAAACCCUUGGAUACAGCUGUGUUCUGGAUCGAAUUUGUGAUGCGUAACAAAGGGGCUAAGCACCUGAGGGUGGAGGCCCAUAACUUGAGCUGGUACCAGUACCACUGUCUAGAUGUGGCAGCUGCCCUGCUCGCCAUAGUGGCACUCGUCAUAGUUGUAUCCAUUAAAACAUGCAUUUUCUGCUUCCGCAAGUGCUGCAAGAAAGCUAAAGCAAGACAGAAGACAGAGUGA